Molecule: messenger RNA, 1893 nt
Organism: Spea bombifrons (plains spadefoot toad)
Lineage: Eukaryota; Metazoa; Chordata; Amphibia; Anura; Pelobatidae
Gene: SLC49A3
Product: solute carrier family 49 member 3
Exons: 10
Coding region: 295-1707 (470 amino acids)
Biological process (GO): transmembrane transport
Cellular component (GO): membrane
Molecular function (GO): transmembrane transporter activity
Source: RefSeq, a predicted model, not a curated record
UGCACAGUCUAUGUGAGUCAGCCUUAGUGAACAACAAUGACUUUUAAAGAAAAGUAAGGCUAACUCGGUGAAAGGGGAUGUGAUCCUUGCCAGGGCCACCGCAUACCAGUGAAGAACCUCAGAGCAGAUUGCAGGCUUGGUCUCCACGAUCAGCUGUCCAUGUGUGAGGUCCGGAGUUUGAGUGGUGCUACUUGGUCCUACACUGUACCUGGCACCUGCUUUAUGGGGAUGCUGGAGUGCUGAUCCUUGGAAGGUAGUGGAUCUGUAUCAAUAUCUGACAACAAAGACUCAGAUAUGGGGGAUGAUGAAAGAGAUCGCCUGGACCCUGACUCGGAGAGGUGCUGCUUACUAAGAAAGAUCGCUGACUUCAAGCUGUACAAGAGGAGAUGGCUCAUCCUUGGAGCGGUGUGUCUCCUAAACUGCUCCAACGCAAUGUUAUGGAUCAGCUUUGCACCGGUGGCCGACUUGACAGCAAGCUUUUUCAAUUGCACGCUUGAUGAUGUCAACUUUCUUUCUCUUGUAUAUGUAAUUAUAUCUAUACCAUUUGGAUUUGGAGCGUCAUGGUUUUUGGACACGCUUGGUUUAAGAUCGGCUGUUAUUUUGAGUUCCUGGCUCAACAUGUUGGGAAGUUUAAUACGUUCUGCCAGUAUCAUAUCGUUUCUCAAUAAAGGAUCAAGCAGUUUAUAUUACUUAUUUGUGGGCCAGUGUCUGUGUGCCACGGCACAACCACUUGUCCUUUUUGUUCCUGCCAAGCUUGCUGCUGUAUGGUUCCCAGAGCAUCAAAGAGCAACAGCCAACAUGAUAGCUUCAAUGUCAAAUCCCAUUGGCAUACUUCUUGCCAAUAUAUUAUCUCCGACUAUUGUACAAGAUAAGGAAUACAUUCCUCUUAUGAUGGGAAUAUUUGGCAUCCCUGCUGUAAUAGCCUGCAUCCUAGCAACAGCAGGGAUCUGGGAAAAAGCUCCGCCGACUCCACCAUCAGCAAGUGCAGUAAAUGCUGCUUCAGAGCCCUUUAUUUCUGGCCUAAAAAAGCUCAUGAAAAAUAAGGCAUACGUCAUCCUAAUGCUGUGCUUUGGGGCAGGACUUGGCCUCUUCACAGCAUUUUCUACAUUUCUGGAGCAAAUUUUGUGUUUCAAAGGAUACCCGAAUUUUUUUUCAGGCGUGUGUGGAGCCCUCCUUAUUUUCUUCGGGGUUGUUGGUGCUUUGGUAUGUGGGCUGUAUGUCGACAGGACAAAAAAAUUCACAGAAGUUGUCAAGAUAUGUUUUUCCCUGACUGCGCUAGCAAAUAUUGCAUUUGCAGUGGCGUCUAACUUCAGGAACCAGAAUAUCUUGCUGGCCAUUAUAUGUUCGUUGUUUGGAUUUUUUGGAUUUGCCAUUUACCCCAUUGCCAUGGAGCUAGCUGUAGAGUGUUCUUACCCUGUUGGAGAAGGAACUUCCACUGGCUUGGCUUUCGUAUCAGGCCAGAUCCAAGGAUUAAUCUACAUGCUGCUUUUUCAAAGUCUCACUAAACCGGUUACUGCUUCUUCUUCAUCUUCAUGCGGCACAAAUCAGAUUGAAAUAUAUGACUGGUCAGUUUCAACUUUGAUUAUGGCCGGUUUGAGCAGCCUGGGUUCUUGCGCCUUUGUCAUCUUCUUUAAUACGGACUACAAACGUUUAUUGGCAGAAGCCAACACCACCAGGUCUGAUGAAAACAGUGAAACCCCAGAAUAAUAACAUCCACGACAACAGACUUGUGACACUGCAUACCCUCUUUGUUUCUGUUUACCAGGCACCAACAUGCACAAAGCGUUGCAGCUGCCUUUCAUCAUUUUAUAAAUGAGACAAGCCAUAUGGCAUUUUUUUCAAUUUGGGAAAUAGAAGCGCUGCGGAAUAUGAUGUCAAUAUAUAAAUCAAUAA